GAAGGUUUUAACCGGAAAAUGAGGUUUACUUCAGCGCCGGACUGAACUCUUAGUAAACUCACUAGUUGGUGGCGUUAUCUGGACUCUUGCUCAGUCAUGUCAAACAAGUGCGCCACUAACAGCAGUUUACUCAUCGCCCAAAAGGCAGUGAAACAGCUUCGUCUGGAGGCCAGUGUCCGUCGGAUCAAGGUUUCUCAGGCUGCUGCAGAACUGAAGAGCUUUUGCUUGCAGAAUGCCCAUAAAGACCCUCUCCUCACUGGCGUGCCCUCCAGCGAUAACCCUUUCAGGCCUCCCAAGUCAUGUGUCCUCCUCUGACUUGCCAACCGGUGAAGCUGAUGCCAAAUCGUUCCAAUGUGGAUCUUUGUCAUGUGCUGCUGUUCCUGAAGACACAAAACACACACAUUAUGUAUCGCACAGACCAGCUCCAAAUAUGACUUAAACCUGACUGUAAGAUAACCCCCCCCACACACACACACACACACAUAUAUUCACUACAAUUGUGCAAGGUAUUCUAUUUUAUCUUGUAUAUCACUGUGUAUUAGUAAUUAAAGUCAAUAUGGUUUGCUUUACAAAGUCUUAUAGUAGCUUCACACUACAUGGCUUAAUUGCUGUUUUGCUAUAAUGACCAUAUCCACUUUUUUUUACCAUAUCAGGAGCAAUUGUGGAUGUGGUUGAAUUUACAUGUCUCAAAAAUCAUCACAUCCAUCAACUGAUAAACGUUUCCAUGUGUUUACUUGAAUGUUUUAUGUUAUAAAUAAAUACUAUAAUUCAG
Molecule: messenger RNA, 772 nt
Organism: Betta splendens (Siamese fighting fish)
Lineage: Eukaryota; Metazoa; Chordata; Actinopteri; Anabantiformes; Osphronemidae
Exons: 3
Coding region: 97-315 (72 amino acids)
Biological process (GO): G protein-coupled receptor signaling pathway
Cellular component (GO): heterotrimeric G-protein complex
Molecular function (GO): G-protein beta-subunit binding
Source: RefSeq, a predicted model, not a curated record